CGCGCCAAAGUCAGUCGGGUCGGGUGUCUCUACAUCCGCGCGCUCAUCGCUCGCCGUGCGUUUCGACCAGGCAUUCUCACAGAUGAUCGACUCUAGACUGCGUAUACGUGCCUUGAUUUUUUUUCGAUUAUCGAUGUAUGUGCUUUAAUGGCCGGCUGGUCUCACAAACGAAGAAGAGCUGCAUAAUAAAAAAAAGUCUCGUAUAAAUAGUCAGACUGUGAUAUUAUAUCAUUAUUGUAAACAGUAGUCGUGUCAGACGUCACUGGACAACUAAAUCACAUCUCCAAGUGAUGUAAUACUCGAGGAAUACAUAAAAUCGUACCAACUUUAAGUCGGCAUAUCGCAAAAGUUUCGAAUACAUAAACACUUGUGCAAAAACUCGAUAGCCGACUUGAGUUUUCGUGCAAUUUUAAUAACCAACAACGCGUGACGAUCUCCUAUCCAUCGAGCCUUACGUAUACUCGAGUCUCUUUGAGAAAAAAGAAAAAAAGAACCUACAUGUACCGGGAGUAGACGAGGCAGCAGCACUGACAACGCUGCGCGUGAACGAGCAAGAGAUAACUAUAAUCGGUUAUUUCCUACGGAGAGACGAAGAAAACGGUCAAAGUAUAGACGCAGCGCGCGGGUGGUGCGUAGAAAGUCUAUGACGAGGUCGUGCCAAUGAACAGAACCGUGCUUAUCAGAUAAGGGAGUCGAGCGCACAGCUGAAAGCAUGGCCAUAGCGAGGAUCAAGACUUUCUUGGAUUCGAGUUUAAAGACUGUUUCGGCGCCACUCGAGCGUACGGCAACGACCAUCGAGCCCGAAAUCGGCAUCAGAGUCAUUCAUUCGCCCAACGAAAAGUGCCUAAGGGUUACCAUUCUUGGUGCGAGGCAUUUGCCUAACAACUUUGGCUUCACUCGAGUCAAUAGUUACAUCGUCAAAGUGAAACUUUUCCCGGGUAAGGAAAAGUUCGAGACGACAACGCGAAACGAAUCAUGGCCACAGUGGAACGAGGAGUUCGUGUUCCCAUUGCGAAAAGAGACCAAAGUGAAGUUCGGCAAGACAAAAGUUACCGAGGAAGAGAUAAGCGGCUCGAAGUUCAUUAUCGCAACGCUUUAUGCGAUACUCGAAGACAAACCGCUAAUAGCUACUGACAAGAAGGAAAACGACAUAGAUAAAGACGAAUCGGCCGCAGGUAAAGACAAGAAGAAUGGCAAGAAGGGUGCGGACAACGAAAGCGGCGCAAUGAGCAAAGCAACGGAUCGGCAGCAGCAGUCGAGGGGCAGCUGCAAGCUACUAAAUCAAUUCUUUGGCAAAAGCUCGGAUAAGAUAGGCGAGACCAGUGUGCCAGAAAGGAAGGCAUUCGAGAAGAGACGAACGAUCGGCGCAACGACCAUUCCGCUCGAUCCGCGCAACUUCACGAGUAAACCGGCCAAAGCCAAGCAUCCGCAGGACGUGUCGACCGGCGACAUGUGGAGGAUCCUCAAGCCCAUCUCCAGCGGCAUUUCCGGAGCUGAAGAGCGGCGAGAAAACAAAAAAGGCCAAGUAGAAAUAUCCCUAUUGCAAGAGAAAACCGACAAAAAGGACAUGAGCAACGGGCGACUGGUGCUAAGUCUCACACGGCUACGUUGCUCGUUACAAUCGAUGCACGAGCAUGAGGCACUGAAAGGUCAGAUGUAUAUAAAAAUGUCAGUGGUUGACAACGGCCGUAUGACGCAUUUUUGGAAGAGCGAACGAUUCACGCCCUGCGUCUCGAUGAAGUUCGAUCCAGAGAUCGCCCAGAUUGCUGCUGAAAAUCCUUACGAGGGGGCUUUGAAGGACGUCAGUUUUGUCAUUAAGUUUGUCUCGAAAAACAAGAUUGGAAAAAAAAUUACUGUCGGUCACUUUGUCAUUGGACCAGAAGUUGGCGGUACUUACAGUGAGCAGUGGAAACAAGCAAUGGCGAAGCCAGGACAAUCAAUCAUUAAAUGGCAACACUUUGAAUAAAGAAUAUUCGGAACAAGCUAUCGUAGUCUUGCGGGAAAUGUGGACUACAAAUAUUUUUAUAACGCUCGCGAUCGAAAAACCAAAACUCAUGGCUUUCAUCUGCGAUUCAGAGUUGAAUGCAACCGUCCAUUAUUAUAAGCACUGUAUGUAUAUUUAAUUUAAUUGUUAAAUCGUUAUUAUCACUACAUUGAACAAUAGCAGAAGUUUUACAUGAAAAUUAACAAAUUAAAAUAAAAUGUACAAAUGUAAAAAUUAAGUCUCAAGUAUUUAAAUCAGAAGUGGUUUAUAUUGUAAUAUCUAUAAGAUUUUUGUAUGGAAUACUAUAUUAUCAAAUGUACUAACAAGUAUAUCACGUUAGCACUCAUUUUUGAAAGGUAUUGUUUUAACGUAAGUUUUUGUCGAGGUUUUUUAAUGUUUUUACUAUUAUGUAAGCACUUUUAUUUAUUGCAAUUAUUAUAUGAUAACAAAAUAA
Messenger RNA from Phymastichus coffea, 2438 nucleotides. RefSeq lists its product as uncharacterized. The transcript has 7 exons. Bases 713 to 1966 code for a protein of 417 amino acids. Gene Ontology annotation, molecular function: syntaxin binding; calcium ion binding; calcium-dependent phospholipid binding. The record is from RefSeq and is a predicted model, not a curated record. NCBI's taxonomy places the organism in Eukaryota, Metazoa, Arthropoda, Insecta, Hymenoptera, Eulophidae. Gene Ontology annotation, biological process: regulation of calcium ion-dependent exocytosis; cellular response to calcium ion; regulation of dopamine secretion. Gene Ontology annotation, cellular component: axon; synaptic vesicle membrane; dense core granule.